AUGCGGUUGAAGGAAACAAAGCCUGAAGAGAGUAAAGAAUGGAGAAAAGCUGAAAAGAAGUCAUCCGCUGCAGCCUCUAGGAUAAAAUGCCGCGGCGGAUCAAACAGAAAGGGAGGAGUGCGCCUCUGUGAAAUUCGCCACGGCGCCUUGCUGAAUCCGCCGCGGUGCCCAAGCUAUCUCGGAGAAAACUGUUUGGUAAAAUCCGCCGCGGCCGAUUGUCACUUUGUUAAGCAAAAUGGAAGCAGAGUGGUGAAAAUUAAUAGCUAUGGAAAGGUGCCUAAAUCAGAUGCGGCUCUCUUAUGUGCCGCUACUCAGCAGCCCGUUACGGUGUCGUUGGAUGCAACAUAUCUUCAACACUAUCGGGAUGGAAUUUUCGAUGGAGGGGAUUGCGAAAAGGAUUCAACUUACACAAAUCAUGCAGUUUUGAUUGUUGGAUAUGGUUCAAAAGAUAGAAAAGAUUAUUGGAUUGUGAAGAAUUCAUGGGGUGCAAAUUGGGGAAUGGACGGAUACUUCUUGAUGAAGAGGAAUACAGAUUCACCAAAUCGAGUUUGUUCUAUCAAUACCAAGGCUUACUUCCCCUCCAUAUAGACUUCUGCAUUAGCUAGCGAAUCUAUACUCAAUCUCCCAGUGUUAUAUUAUGAUGAACUCAAGUCCAUUAUAAAGUUUAAAUAAAAAGUCAUGAAU
Messenger RNA from Neltuma alba, 684 nucleotides. RefSeq names its product cysteine proteinase COT44-like. Gene Ontology annotation, molecular function: cysteine-type peptidase activity. The transcript is spliced from 4 exons. Gene Ontology annotation, biological process: proteolysis. Bases 1 to 588 code for a protein of 195 amino acids. NCBI's taxonomy places the organism in Eukaryota, Viridiplantae, Streptophyta, Magnoliopsida, Fabales, Fabaceae. The record is from RefSeq and is a predicted model, not a curated record.